AAAAUGAUCAAGCUGGAAACGAAGAGCAGCUGAGCUCAAUACAAACCCGAAGCAUAAACACUACAAGACACGCGGGCAGAUUUAUAGUUACACGGUUAAUAUAAAUGACCAAAAGUUCAGCCUCUGCAAUGUUUUACGCCUUUUUUGUGUUUUUACCUCGUUUUAGGUGAAGCGAGAUGAGAGCGGGAGCCUGCGUGACGCCCUCCUCUCAGUGUGGCUCUGGUUAAUUAAAACUACAGGGGGCGACCAGACCGGGCAGCUCGCUUUACAAGAGGGCUUUGAAAGUUUGGUUAUGAUUUAUCCAGUCGUUGUUCGUUAGCUGUCUGCUGAGGGAACACCGCGUUCAGGCGUCGGCGUCAGUCCGGACCUCGUCUGUGUGUUUUACGAGCUGUCUAAUGGAAGGUCGCUGUGGUGAGGGGUCUCACACACAGAGCCCAAGCUGCGCUGCUGUAAGGAGUCGGAAACCAUGUAUGGAUACAGGGAAGCACAGAGAAAAGGCCAGCUCCAAAAAAACUGAACCUCGUAGAGCAACCAGGCCCUCCAGCUCUGACACACGGGGCUUAAACGGGACUUCUACGGAGAAGAGGCUCCGUUACUCCGACUGUGACUACACACCCCUGUGUCCUCUACUGUCCGUGGCUGCUCUCUCUCUCUGCACCCGCUUCUACAGGAUCACUGAACCGCCGCACGUAUGUUGGGACGAGACACACUUUGGAAAGAUGGGGAGCUAUUAUAUCAAUCGCACAUUUUUCUUUGAUGUCCACCCACCACUUGGCAAGAUGCUGAUUGGCCUUGCUGGAUAUCUGACUGGCUAUGAUGGGACUUUUCCUUUCAUCAAGCCUGGAGACAAAUAUGAGCACCAUAACUACUGGGGGAUGAGAGGGUUCUGUGCAGUUCUUGGUUCAUGUCUGCCUCCCUUUGCGUUCCUGGUGGUCCUGGAAUUGUCCCAUUCUACUCCGGCUGCACUCAUCACAGCUUCCCUGCUCAUUUUUGACACUGGGUACAUCACCCUCUCCCAGUACAUCCUACUGGACCCCAUCCUAAUGUUUUUCAUCAUGGGAGCCGUCUUGAGCAUGGUCAAGUUCAACCACCAGAGACUCAGGCCUUUCAGCUGGUCCUGGUGGCUGUGGCUACUUCUGACUGGGGUGAACCUCUCUGGCUCUCUGGGGGUGAAGUUUGUGGGGCUGUUCAACAUCCUUUUAGUGGGCAUCAACACUGCAUGGGACCUCUGGAGGCUACUGGGGGAUCUCCAUCUGUCUCUGGUAGAUUUUAUGAAGCACUUGAUUGCCCGAAUGUUUGGUUUGAUAAUGCUCCCCUUGUUCCUGUACACUACAAUAUUUGCUGUCCACUUCGUCAUCUUAAACAGAAGUGGUCCAGGAGAUGGUUUCUUUAGCUCUGCUUUCCAGUCUCGACUAAUUGGAAACAACCUGCACAAUGCCACCAUGCCAGAAUACCUGGCAUAUGGCUCCAUAAUAACGUUAAAGAACCUGAGGAUAGCUGGAGGCUAUCUGCAUUCCCACUGGCAUCUUUACCCAGAGGGGGUUGGAGCCCACCAGCAGCAGGUUACUGCCUAUCUGCACAAAGACUAUAACAACCUGUGGCUGGUCAAGAGACCCAACAGUGAUGAUUUCACAUGGAAUCCAGAGCUCAUUCGACAUGGUGACAUCAUUCGAUUAGAGCACAAAGAAACCACCCGGAACCUCCAUAGUCACCUCCAUGAGGCGCCACUGACCAAGAAACACCUUCAGGUGACCGGCUAUGGCAUUAAUGGUACAGGUGACCCUAAUGACCUCUGGCAGGUGGAGGUAUGUGGGGGAAAGAAAGGUGACCCAGUGAAGGUGUUGCGCAGUAAAGUGCGCUUGCUGCACCGCUCCACCGGCUGCGUGCUGUAUUCCUCAGGCAAGACCCUCCCAAAAUGGGGCUGGGAGCAAGUGGAGGUCACAUGUAGUCCAUAUUUAAAGGAAACUCCUAACUCUCAGUGGAACAUCGAGGAUCACGUCAACCCAAAGUUGCCCAACAUCAGUUUGCAUGUGCUCAAGCCCUCCUUCCUGGAGAUCCUGUUAGAGUCUCAUAUUGUCAUGAUCAGGGGAAACAGUGGCUUGAAACCUAAGGACAAUGAGAUAAACUCUAAACCUUGGCACUGGCCCAUCAACUACCAGGGCUUGAGGUUUUCUGGGGUGAAUGAGACGGAGUACCGGGUUUACCUAUUGGGGAACCCUGUGAUCUGGUGGCUAAACCUGUUCAGUCUGGGGCUGUUUGUUGUCAUGGUGUCUUUGUGCUGUGUGGCCUUACAGAGAGGAGCUAAGCUGGGAGGAACAAAGAAAGCACACUGCCAGGUUCUUAUGGAAGGAGGUGGAUUGCUUUUCUUAGGCUGGCUGCUACACUACCUGCCCUUCUACACCAUGGGCCGUAUUCUCUACUACCACCACUACUUCCCUGCGAUGCUCUUCAGCAGUAUGCUUACAGGUUUAACACUGGACACAUUUCUACAGAAUGCAGAUCUCCUGUUUAGUCCAGCUGUUUCAAAGUAUAUUUUAAGAGGAGGUCAGAUAGUACUCCUGGUUGGGAUUCUCCACAGCUUCUAUUUGUUCCACCCUCUCUCCUAUGGCAUGAAUGGGCCUUUAGCUCAUGACCCCACCUCCUCCAUGGCUGGACUCCGGUGGCUGGACUCCUGGGAAUUUUAGAAGAUUUUGAAAUGGCAGGGGCCAGGAAAAGAUUUUUAUAACUUCUGACUAGUUUAGUUUUGCUGUGACUGAUGUAAAUAACUUAAAAUUAAGUGCCUUUUAUGUGAAUUAUAUAAAAACAGACUGAAUGGCCCAAGAUAUAGGAUUAGACCACUAAACUGUGCUAAAGGGAAGCUAAUUCUGUAGGCUAUGAGUAUGAAAGUGAUUUCAGUCAUGUUUUUGAGCUUCUGUCCGCUGAUUAAAAGUUCUGUUUCCUGUA
Molecule: messenger RNA, 2943 nt
Organism: Pygocentrus nattereri (red-bellied piranha)
Lineage: Eukaryota; Metazoa; Chordata; Actinopteri; Characiformes; Serrasalmidae
Gene: pomt2
Product: protein-O-mannosyltransferase 2
Exons: 21
Coding region: 396-2684 (762 amino acids)
Biological process (GO): protein O-linked glycosylation via mannose
Cellular component (GO): membrane; endoplasmic reticulum
Molecular function (GO): dolichyl-phosphate-mannose-protein mannosyltransferase activity
Source: RefSeq, a predicted model, not a curated record